Magnusiomyces paraingens is the source of this 1029-nucleotide messenger RNA. RefSeq lists its product as uncharacterized. Gene Ontology annotation, cellular component: nucleus; cytoplasm. NCBI's taxonomy places the organism in Eukaryota, Fungi, Ascomycota, Dipodascomycetes, Dipodascales, Dipodascaceae. Gene Ontology annotation, biological process: stress-activated MAPK cascade; protein phosphorylation; osmosensory signaling pathway. Gene Ontology annotation, molecular function: MAP kinase activity; ATP binding. Bases 1 to 1029 code for a protein of 342 amino acids. The record is from RefSeq and is a predicted model, not a curated record. The transcript has 4 exons.
AUGGCUGAAUUUAUUCGAACAGAAAUUUUUGGAACGUGCUUUGAGAUAACAAGUAGAUAUGCUGAUUUGAAUCCAGUCGGAAUGGGAGCUUUUGGGCUUGUUUGCACACCAGUUCUUGCUAAACGAACAUACCGGGAGUUGCGAUUGCUUAAGCAAUUGCAACAUGAAAAUCUUAUUAGUCUCCGUGACAUAUUUAUCUCUCCAUUAGAAGAUAUUUAUUUCGUUACUGAGCUACUUGGCACUGAUCUUCAUAGGCUACUAACAUCUAGGCCUCUCGAAAAACAAUUUAUUCAAUACUUUUUAUAUCAAAUUUUGCGAGGUUUAAAGUACGUUCAUUCUGCCGGAGUAGUUCAUAGAGAUUUGAAACCUUCUAAUAUUCUUAUCAACGAAAAUUGCGAUCUCAAAAUUUGCGAUUUUGGUUUAGCUAGAAUCCAGGACACACAAAUGACUGGUUAUGUUUCAACUCGCUAUUACCGUGCACCUGAAAUCAUGUUGACUUGGCAAAAAUAUGACACUGAGGUAGAUAUAUGGAGUGCUGGUUGCAUAUUUGCAGAGAUGCUAGAAGGAAAACCUUUGUUUCCGGGGAAGGAUCAUGUUCAUCAAUUUUCUAUUAUUACAGAGCUUUUGGGUUCGCCUCCAGAUGAUGUCAUUGAUUCUAUCGGCUCUGAAAAUACCCUGCGAUUUGUACGAUCUCUUCCAAAGAAAGAGCCGGUGUCAUUUGCUACAAACUUCAAAAACGCAGAUGCUGAAGCCAUCGACCUUCUCGAGAAGAUGCUUACGUUUGAUCCUAGAAAGCGAAUAUGUGCAGCCGAUGCUCUGGCUCAUCCAUAUCUGGCGCGCUACCAUGAUCCUAAUGACGAACCGACAGCUGCCGUGGCAUUUGAUUGGUCCUUCAAUGAAGCAGAUUUUCCGAUUGACACCUGGAAGGUCAUGAUGUAUUCCGAAAUUGUUGAUUUUCACAAGGUUGAUCAUGCAACUCUUCAACAUGACCUUAAUGGAGCACCGAUUCAAACAGAGGCUUUGCGGUAA